AUGCUAGUUCGCGGUGCUUACAUGCAAAUAGAAAAUGCUGCAUGGAAAAGUGCUGCUCUUCGCAAACAACUACAGAUUGUAGCAUUAAAACAGAUUGAUUCAGAAUGCAAUGGGUUGUGUUUGACAAAACAACCAAGCUGUUUGAGAUCCCCCAAUAAGGACAAAUUGCUGGACUUUUCACUUGAAAAAUUUGAGAAGGAGCUGGAGAAAAGGGCACCAUUCACCCAUGCUAUCUUAGAAACAGCAUGUGUUAACAGAAGGAACCACAAUAUAAGGGGCGAAUGGGUCCCGUGGUAUGACAGCAGCAGUUCUCUUGAGAAACCGAUCUUCUCAUAG
Molecule: messenger RNA, 336 nt
Organism: Paramuricea clavata
Lineage: Eukaryota; Metazoa; Cnidaria; Anthozoa; Malacalcyonacea; Plexauridae
Source: the annotation of a GenBank genome assembly